AUGUCUUCUGGAUUUUCUGGUCAGUUUUGUGAAAUUAAUAUAAAUGAAUGCUCUUCAUCACCAUGUCUACAUGGUGCAGACUGUGAAGAUCACAUCAAUGCAUAUGUUUGCAAAUGCCAACCAGGAUGGUCUGGACACCACUGUGAGAAGGAGCUUGAGUGCAUUCCCAACUCAUGUGUUCAUGAACUCUGCAUGGAGAAUGAACCUGGCUCGACAUGUUUAUGCACACCUGGAUUUAUGACCUGCUCCAUUGGGCUUCUUUGUGGUGAUGACAUAAGGAGAAUUACCUGUUUAACUCCCAUCUUUCAAAGAACAGAUCCCAUUUCCACACAGACAUAUACAGUUCCCCCUUCUGAGACUUUGGUCAGCAGCUUUCCAUCUAUAAAGGCUACUAGAAUACCAGCCAUAAUGGACACUUACCCAGUUGAUCAAGGUCCAAAACAGACAGGCAUUAUCAAGCAUGACAUUCUCCCAACCACUGGUUUGGCAACGUUAAGAAUUAGCACACCCUUGGAAAACUACUUACUCGAAGAACUGAUUGUCACUAGAGAGCUUUCAGCAAAACACAGUCUUCUUUCUUCCGCAGAUGUUUCCUCUUCUCAAUUCCUGAAUUUUGGUAUUCAUGACCCAGCACAAAUUGUCCAGGACAAAACAUCGGUAUCACAUAUGCCUAUUCGAACUUCAGCAGCCACACUAGGUUUCUUUUUUCCUGAUAGGAGAGCAAGGACCCCAUUUAUCAUGUCUUCCUUAAUGUCAGAUUUUAUUUUUCCUACACAAUCUUUAUUAUUUGAGAACUAUCAGACUGUUGCUUCAUCUGCUACCCCAACGACUUCAGUAAUUAGAAGCAUUCCAGGGGCUGAUAUUGAGCUAAACAGGCAGUCAUUACUCUCCCGUGGAUUCCUGCUUACAGCUGCCUCCAUAAGUGCAACUCCAGUUGUCUCUAGGGGGGCUCAAGAGGAUAUUGAAGAAUAUUCAGCUGAUUCUUUAAUUUCAAGAAGAGAGCACUGGAGAUUGCUCAGCCCCUCGAUGUCUCCCAUUUUUCCUGCUAAGAUAAUUAUAUCUAAACAGGUAACCAUCUUAAACUCAUCAGCUCUGCACCGGUUCGGUACAAAAGCCUUCAAUCCCAGUGAAUAUCAGGCUAUUACUGAAGCUUCAAGCAACCAGAGACUCACAAACAUCGAAUCACAGGCUGCUGAUUCUUUAAGAGAAUUAAGCCAAACAUGUGCAACAUGUUCUAUGACUGAAAUAAAAUCCUCUCGUGAAUUCUCAGAUCAAAUUUUGCAUAGCAAACAGUUCCACUUUUAUGAGACAUUCUGGAUGAACUCAGCGAUAUUAGCCAGCUGGUAUGCACUAAUGGGAGCUCAAACUAUCACUUCUGGGCAUUCACUUUCUUCUGCUACUGAAAUAACACCAUCAGUGGCAUUCACAGAAGUGCCAUCUUUAUUUCCUUCUAAAAAGAGUGCAAAAAGAACAAUUUUAUCCUCAUCCUUGGAAGAAUCCAUUACCCUAUCAAGUAAUUUGGAUGUUAAUUUAUGUUUGGAUAAGACUUGUUUAUCCAUUGUCCCUUCACAAACUAUCUCUUCAGACUUGAUGAAUUCUGAUUUGACUUCAAAAAUGACUACUGAUGAACUGUCAGUAUCAGAAAACAUUUUAAAACUAUUGAAAAUAAGACAAUAUGGCAUAACUAUGGGCCCCACUGAGGUACUAAAUCAAGAGAGCUUAUUGGACAUGGAAAAAAUAAAGGAUCUCAUACACUGUUCAAACUUCACCCAAGUGAUAGUUCUCUGGAUUUUGAGUUAAACUUACAGAUUUAUCCGGAUGUUACUUUAAAGACAUAUUCAGAAAUUACACAUGCAAAUGACGUCAAAAAUAAUCUGCCACCAUUGACAGGCUCAGUGCCUGAUUUUUCAGAAGUCACCACCAAUGUUGCAUUUUAUACAGUUUCAGCAACUCCAGCACUUUCAAUACAGACGUCUUCCUCCAUGUCUGUAAUUAGGCCAGAUUGGCCAUAUUUUACGGAUUAUAUGACCUCUCUUAAAAAAGAGGUCAAGACUUCUUCAGAAUGGUCCAAAUGGGAACUUCAGCCUAGUGUGCAAUAUCAGGAAUUUCCCACUGCAAGCCGGCAUCUUCCCUUCACUAGAUCUCUUACUUUGUCUUCACUGGAAUCCAUUCUGGCACCUCAACGGCUGAUGAUUUCUGGUGAGUUUCUCAGUUUCUGUUCAGUAAACUUUUAGAAAUGAGUUUCUUUUCUACAGAGAAGAAAGAGCCUGUCAUGGUCACCGGGUGCUCUAAACAGCCUCAUUGUAAUCAGGGCAGCAGCCAGUUCAAUGGAGAAGGCACCUGCUGUUGUACCUGACACAGAUGGUUAUUCUUUAUGCACUGCCACAAAGGCUACCAGAUCAAUACAGUAGUAGGUUGGAGACAGCUAUACUGCUGGCAAGCAAUCAGAAACUGAACUAGUUCAAUUCAUUAUGACAGAUCUCUCAAAGUUUAGAAAUAACUUUCAUUAUUCUCAUUUCUUGAAAUAGCUUCUUUGUCAGGUUGAACACAAUAUAACAUACUCUUUCUAACGGUAUCUUCAGUGGUAGCAUUUUUUUUAAUAUGGGAAAGAGGAAAUCACUGGAACUUUCUUGAGAUUUCCUAUCCUCUAUGGCAUGGUAUAUCAUUUUUAAAUUUAAAGUUUUUUGUUUCAUUUUAUAUAAUUCAGAAUAUAAGUUAAUUUCAUGUAUUUUAUUUAACAAAAGCACUAUGCAAAAAUUGAAGGAGAUAAUAUCUGUGAAUUUGAAUUCAGAGCCUUGAUAUAUUAAUGACAAGCCAGUUUUCUCAGAUAACAGUUCUUACUUUAAAGCAUAUUUUAAAUCACUAAUCUCCCCUUGUAAUUGCUAUCAAAUUGGUAAGGAUGUAAAAAAGGAAAAAGGUUAAAGAAUUGUGUUUACCAGAAAGAGAAGAUUUUUCAUUAUUUUAAGAAGUUCUAUCUUGUGGAAUUUUCAAGUGUUACUUUGUGGCAGUGAAAUUAAUUUUCCUUUGACAAUAAAGUUAUAGUGGUUUGUGUCUGUGU
Messenger RNA from Gorilla gorilla gorilla (western lowland gorilla), 3058 nucleotides. RefSeq names its product protein eyes shut homolog. Gene Ontology annotation, biological process: Notch signaling pathway. Gene Ontology annotation, molecular function: Notch binding; calcium ion binding. Bases 1 to 1800 code for a protein of 599 amino acids. The record is from RefSeq and is a predicted model, not a curated record. Lineage: Eukaryota; Metazoa; Chordata; Mammalia; Primates; Hominidae. The transcript has 4 exons.